AUGGCUCGCACCUCCUCGCAGUCGCAGUCCUCCGUGGCCGGCGCCGCCGGCGCCUCCCGCCCGGCCACCGUCGGUCCCCGCGGCACGGCCGCCGCGACGGCGGGCAUGCGCCGCCGUCCAGGCCGCACCUCCUCCUCCUCCGGCGCGGGCGGCGGCGGCGGCUUCUCCGGUGGUGGGAACAACAUGCUCCGCUUCUACACCGAUGAGGCGCCCGGGCUGCGCCUCUCCCCCACCAUGGUGCUCGUCAUGUCCGUCUGCUUCAUCGGCUUCGUUACCGCGCUGCACGUCUUCGGCAAGCUCUACCGCUCCCGCACCGCCGCCUCCUCCGCCUCCGCCUGA
Triticum turgidum subsp. durum (durum wheat) is the source of this 339-nucleotide messenger RNA. Lineage: Eukaryota; Viridiplantae; Streptophyta; Magnoliopsida; Poales; Poaceae. The record is from the annotation of a GenBank genome assembly.